ACAUCAGCUGCUGAAAGAGGAAGUUGUUGGAGAAAGAUGUCGCCUCUUUAUUGAGCACCAGCAGCUGCCGGGGGAGUAGGAGCUCGGCAGCUUGAUACAAUCAACCCCCGACAAUGCGAUGGGUAACUGCUGGGCUUACUGCGUCGGCCUCUACCGGAGGGAAGCCGGCAGGAUCCAGAGAGGAGGCGGGUCAAAGUACUUCAGAAGCAGCACCACAGGGGAACAUUAUACAAUAGAGUUUGACAAUCUGGUAGAAAGCGAUGAGGCUGAAAGUCCACAGCCAUGCCCAAGGCCUAUAAGUGAAGAUGAGCUCAAGAACCUCCAAGAACAUCGUUAUGCUGCUAUUUCAGACAAGCAGGUCUUGAUAGACCAAAAGCUACAAGCUGAAUUAGAGGCACAAGAGGAGAAGUUGAGGCUAGAAGAGGAGGCUAGAAACGCUGCCCAGCGUGAGGCCGCCAGGCUGGCACGUGAGCGAAAACUGAAGGAGAGGAAGCGUGGCAAAGCAGAUGGAGCCAGCAGUGAAACCCAGCAAAAAAAGUUUGUUGGUGUUCAUGAAGGAACCACCGAAAAACAAACCUCCGGGGAGAAUUUCGAUGUCUACCUCCAGAACGUCAAAGCCCAGUCCGAGGCUUUUAGGAGCAACCGACUUCCAUCAGACACAAACACGGUGACUCCCAACACGGAGUACAGCUGGGAUUUCACCACAAAGACGCGCUCCACCAACGAGGACGGGACCUCUCUGGAUUUAGAGUGGGAGGACGAGGAAGGAAUCAAUCGCGCUUUUCCGGCGUGGGAGAGGUCUCGAACAGAGGAGGACAUCCUGCGGGCGGCUCUGAGGCCCGGCAGCAAACCGACGCACAGCGGGCCGACCUCGGCCUCCGAGGACUCCAACGCUCUGGAGUGGGAGAACGACUUUGUGAGCUCCCGUCCGGAGGACAAUCCAGACGUGGAAUUCCAAGGGUUUGUCAACCCCGUCCUGGACACUCCCUCCGAGGCCGUGUCGGACUGCAGCCUCCACUCAGACGUCCAGGACAGAUAGUGUCCAGCACCAAAGGAGACAUUUCUCACGCCACAUUGCAGGUCACCAGCUUUCUGUUGCCUCAUCGAGCAGACGCACGCGCGUUACAAGGUCCUCAUAGUCUGGAAUGAAACUGUGAUGCUGCCGGAAUGUGUCGUCCAUCUCUGCACGGCGACGCAGAGCAGCGACAAUUUUAUAAAAACUUGUUUUCAGUGCCUUUAUUUGCUGCAUCUGCUGACCAUUUAAUGCACCAACGAGAAACUAAUGUUGACCUUAACCUUUUUUUUUAAGAGCAUAACCUCAGUGACUGUGGAGUUACUUCAGGAGCUGAGUGAGCCAACAAAACGGGAUCAUUUGUCAAGUUUCCCAACACCUAGAGACCAAAUCCAAUGUUGUAAAAGCAUCAACGGUAUCCACGGAAACCGUAUAGGACUUACCAAUUAAUUAAAAAAAAUAUGACUGAAGAAUCAGUUAAAUUGCUGACAAUUAUGUUUUUAAUGCUAUUAAUGAAUGGGAAUAGAUCUGGGGAAGUGAUUAUCUUUUUUUUAAUCAUCUAAUCAAUGAAAAAAAUAUUAUUUCACUUAAUUUUUAUUGAAGAAAAUCGGUAAAAGCUGUUUUUUUGUGUGUUUUUUCUUUAAUUUCUUUUAGGAUGAAUGAAUAUUAAAAAGUAUAAAAGUUACAGAGUGGCAGGAGUUCAUUGGAAAUUCGCCUCAGAGUUGUGGGUGGAACCGUUGGAGCGGAGCGACUCCGCCCCCUUUCCCCCUCACCGUUGCCUUUACCUGCCCAGUGUUCUAAGUCCCAAACAGGCUCGUUUUCAAACAGCAUUUACGCGCCUGCUCCUGAUUCACAGCGAUCUGCAUUAAGAAACACUCAGAAAUGUAAUUUUAAGCUGAAUUGUCUUCAUAUCAAUGCCACAAGAGCAUGUUUAAAACACCAGAGCGUUCAUCAGCGUGAGUCUCCACCACACAAGAACAUUUCCUUAUUGAUUUUAAGAAUUCAUUUGUUUGGAUGUAGCAACCGCAUUUCUAUUGAGCAUGCCUGGGUUUAGCAGCAGGUUUGAGGAAAAGACUUCCAGGAGAGGAUUUUUGUCACUUAUAAACAGACAGUGGAGGAAAAUGUUUUAACAAUGUGAACAUACUGCAGAGGAUAAAUCCAUUAAUAUCAGUUUUUGUAUUAAAUUACAUUCUAAACUCAAACCAUUUGACUGUGAGGAGCUGGGAAGACAAACAAUAACAGCUGUACAUCCUGAUGUUUCUCUGCGAUAAGAUCAAGCUUCAGAUCUGCUGCUUUUCAUUCCUGACGACCUUCUUCGGUUGUUGCUCUUGGGAGUUGGAGGUCUGCGUGCUUGUAGAGUCAUUUCCUUAUUUCAUUUUUGUUUCUUUUUAAUGAUUUUUUUUUUGCUCUGAUUUUAUGCUUUUCACUGUAAAUUCUGUAAAACAGAAUGUAAAUUGAAAUUGUUGUGCUGAGCUCAAAAAGAAAAAUAAAAUGUUCACACUCUGAUUUA
This is a messenger RNA of Oryzias latipes (Japanese medaka), 2522 nucleotides long. It is a transcript of the gene ap1ar, whose product is annotated as adaptor related protein complex 1 associated regulatory protein. The record is from RefSeq and is a predicted model, not a curated record. Lineage: Eukaryota; Metazoa; Chordata; Actinopteri; Beloniformes; Adrianichthyidae. Gene Ontology annotation, cellular component: endosome. Gene Ontology annotation, molecular function: AP-1 adaptor complex binding; kinesin binding. Gene Ontology annotation, biological process: regulation of Arp2/3 complex-mediated actin nucleation; negative regulation of cell motility; negative regulation of substrate adhesion-dependent cell spreading.